AUGCGGUUCCUCCUCCAGCGGUUCUUGUGGACGUCCGGGGGGCUGCUGCCGCGACCCGUCGACGUCUUCAUCCGGGAGCAGUACCCACAGGACAUCCUCUCAGGAAUCCUCCAAUACACGAGCAACCUCCGGGGCGCUAGCGAGACACAGAUCGAGGUUCGCUUCAAGAAGUCCGAAUAUCGGGUAUGCGUCUACGCGUCGGACAUCAAAGAUCUUAACAGCUUCAAGGAACCUAGUAGUGAUGCUGAUCUCAAGAGCCUUUCGGAAGUAUCUAUCCCAGGUAAUAUGCCGCUAACCAAGGUAGAAGACCUAUGUGCCACAUUAUUUAUAAAGCUUGGUGCUAGAGCAAGCGCACUUGAGGCACUUCGAAAGCAGCUUCGAUACUUCGCAGGCCGUCAAAUUCGAAACGUUGCCAGCCUGGCUGGGAACUUGGCGACUGCAAGUCCCAUCUCAGAUGCUGCCCCGGCACUACUAGCAGCAGGAUCUACAAUCACUAUAAGAUCUAAGGGAAAGGGCCCCUAUGAUAUACCACUUUCAACGUUCUUCAUUAAGUAUCGGACAACCCAGUUGCCUCCCAACGGUAUAAUCACACAUAUCAAGAUUCCACUAUCACCACCAGAGACGUUAGAGGUAACGAAGGCAUAUAAGCAAGCAAAGAGAAAAGAUGAUGACAUUGCGAUUGUGACUGCUGGUUUCCGAAUACGUAUAAGUCAGAAAGGAACUGUCGAACAGGCGACAUUCGCGUAUGGUGGCAUGGCACCUAUUACCACAGUCGCGGCCGUGACCCAGAAGGCUGUGAUAGGAAAGCAAUGGGCAGAGAGUAGUACGCGUGAAGAAGCUCUUCAGGCUCUUUUACAGGACUUUGAUUUGGCUUUUGGUGUACCAGGUGGAAUGGCUCAGUAUAGGAAGGUUCUCACCUUGUCCCUAUUUUUCCGUUUCUGGCAGGAAAGUCUCACAGAAUUAGGCCUUGCUGAAAUCGAAAGUGAUGCUAUUCAGGAGAUACAUCGGGGAGUAUCUUCUGGGACUCGCGAUCACGUUGUUACUCCGGGUACCAAUGUAGUAGGUAAAGAAAUACCGCAUCUUUCGGCCUUGAAGCACUGCACCGGCGAGGCAGAAUACAUCGACGACAUGCCCCGGCAAAAUAAUGAGUUGCAUUGCGCUCUCGUUUUAUCAACAAAGGCACAUGCAAAGAUAACCGCCAUUGAUUGGAGCCCUGCGCUUGAAAUGCCAGGAGUUGUGGGUUAUCUUGACAAGGACAGUGUAUCGAGAGAAAACAAUACGUGGGGUCCAAUCCGAGUAGAUGAGCCCCUAUUUGCGGCAGACAAAGUUCAUUCACAUGGCCAGACAAUAGGUCUAGUCUACGCCGAGACGGCAUUGCAAGCUCAAGCUGCCGCCGCCAAAGUCAAGGUAACAUACGAGGUAUUGCCAGCUAUAAUCACCAUUAGCCAAGCCAUAAAAGCCGAGAGUUAUUUUGAGCAUGGAAAGCAGUUGAAAAAAGGGGCAGCUAUUCAAGGGCCUCUAGAUGACGAAUUCGCUAAAUGCGAGCACAUCUUCGAAGGGUCUACGAAGCUAGGCGGUCAAGAGCACUUCUACUUGGAGACUAUUUCCGCAUUAGCGAUUCCGCAUGUCGAGGACGGUUCCAUGGAAGUCUAUGCCUCUACUCAGAACCUAGCAGAGAACCAGAUUUUCGUUGCUCAAGUACUUGGCGUACCAAUGAGUCGCGUAAAUAUGAGAGUCCGACGUCUCGGGGGUGCUUACGGUGGAAAGGAGUCGAGAGUCACACCAGCAGCAUGCCUUGUUGCUCUUGCGGCUAAAAAGGAGCGGCGUCCCAUGAGGAUAAUGCUAAAUCGCGACGAAGAUAUGUCAUCUAGUGGGCAGAGAAAUCCAAUGCAAUGCAAAUGGAAAAUUGGCACGGAUGCGAACGGAAUAAUCCAGUGCUUCGAUGCGGAUAUCUAUUGCAACGCCGGGUACUCCCUAGACAUGUCUGGCGCCGUUAUGGAUCGGGCCUGUACUCACAUUGAUAAUUGCUACAAUAUACCACACGCCUGGAUACGCGGAUGGGUGUGCAAGACAAAUACAGUAUCGAAUACUGCGUUCCGAGGCUUUGGCGGGCCACAAGCGAUGUACUUGGCCGAGUCAUACAUGAGUGUCAUUUCCGAGCGGCUCAAUAUAGAUAUUGAUGAACUUCGGCUCAAAAAUCUAUAUAAACAGGGUGAUUUGACCCCCUUUUUACAAUCCAUCGAUGCCGACUUCCAUAUCCCAACCAUGCUGGAACAGCUCAGCGCCAACGCCGAUUAUGAGAACAGGAAGAAGGAAGUCCAAUUAUUCAACUCCAGGAACCGCUAUAGGAAGAGAGGGAUAUGUAUGAUACCUACCAAAUUCGGACUCAGCUUUGCCACUGCUCUACAUCUGAACCAAGCUGGCGCAUACGUAAGAAUCUACGAAGAUGGUUCGAUCCUCCUUCACCACGGAGGCACAGAGAUGGGACAGGGUCUGUACACCAAGAUGUGCCAAGUUGCAGCUGAAGAGCUCGGCGUGAGCGUGGACCAAAUAUUUAAUAAAGACUCCCAGACCGACCAAGUCGCCAACCCAUCCCCAACCGCCGCAUCGUCGGGUAGUGAUCUUAAUGGCAUGGCUGUCAAGAAUGCUUGCGACCAGCUUAAUGAACGCCUAGCGCCCUACAGGGAACAAUUCGGACGGGAUGCUCCAAUGUCAAAAAUCGCCCAUGCCGCAUACCGAGAUCGAGUUAACCUUGCGGCCAAUGGAUUUUGGAAGAUGCCUAAGAUAGGAUAUAAAUGGGGAAAUUAUGAAGACCCCCUUCCGAUGUACUACUAUUUCACUCAAGGUGUAGCUAUCACGGAGGCCGAAUUAGAUCUUCUUACAGGUGAUCAUACCGUUCUAAGGACGGACAUAAUGAUGGAUGUCGGUCGUUCUAUCAACCCUUCAAUCGACUAUGGGCAAAUUGAAGGGGCCUUCGUUCAAGGACAGGGUCUAUUUACCAUGGAAGAAUCGUUGUGGACGCGAGAAGGUGAAAUAUUCACGAAGGGACCUGGGACUUAUAAGAUACCAGGUUUCUCGGAUAUCCCUCAAAUCUUCAACGUGUCCAUGUUGAGGCACGACUCAGAAGGAAAUGCUAUAAGCUGGAAGCAUCUCCGCUCUAUCCAGAGUAGCAAGGGCAUCGGGGAACCGCCGCUCUUCUUAGGUUCGACGGUAUUCUUCGCCCUUAGGGAAGCGGUCAAAGCUGCGAGAGAGAUGAACGGCGUGACGGAACCAUUGGUUCUUGACGCCCCAGCAACAGCGGAAAAGCUGCGCCUAGCUGUUGGCGAUGAAUUUGUCAAGCGCGCUGCUGUUGUCCCGAAAGAAGGGGAGACGAACUUUUUCGUUCGUAUCGAGGAUUAG
Daldinia childiae is the source of this 3399-nucleotide messenger RNA. Its product is annotated as Xanthine dehydrogenase. Bases 1 to 3399 code for a protein of 1132 amino acids. The transcript has 7 exons. Lineage: Eukaryota; Fungi; Ascomycota; Sordariomycetes; Xylariales; Hypoxylaceae. The record is from RefSeq and is a predicted model, not a curated record. Gene Ontology annotation, molecular function: iron ion binding; oxidoreductase activity; FAD binding.